Molecule: messenger RNA, 1251 nt
Organism: Zea mays
Lineage: Eukaryota; Viridiplantae; Streptophyta; Magnoliopsida; Poales; Poaceae
Source: the annotation of a RefSeq genome assembly
AUGACAAAUCUGGUCCUUUCAACUGUCUGUACUAAAUUACUUUGUACGAAUGCACAUCUCGGCCGUCGGGUAGCUGCUCACCAUUUAAAAGUAUAUAUCCGUUGUUUCAGAAAUGGAAUUGCUAUUCUCGAUUCAGACAAGACACUGAUUUGUUUACGAAACGCUCUUGAUUUUGUAGGAUAUCUCAUUUGUCAAAAAAGCCGUUCCUUCUUUUUAAAGACGAAGAAUUUAUUUAUAUAUUCGAUAAUGGCAAAAAUGUGGAGCUGUAUCAAUGAUUCUCAAUGGAAGAUCGGGGCUUUUUUUACCAAUUCUUAUGCUAAUCCUAAGAAAUUCCGUUCAAGAAACAAUAAAAUCUAUUUUGGGUUGAACCGACAACCUGAUUGUGUGGUUAUUCUUCAUCCAGAUAGAAAGUCAUCGGUCAUACUGGAAGCUGAUCGAUCACAAAUACCUAUUGCAUCCUUAGUUGAUUCUACGAUCCCAUGGAAAUUAGAUAAAAGAAUCAAUUAUUCCAUCCCUGCGAAUGAUCCUAUGCGGCUCGUAUAUCUAUUUCGUAAUUCGAUCACGAAAACUGUGAUUCUUGAACGGAAAAGAAUCACUGCAAAGAACAGAACACCUCGUUCCCAUUUAUCUUCUUGUACGGAGAAGUCCGCCGCUGGAAUAAUAAUCCACUCCAGAGAAGUUUCUUCUUGGGCGGAGUUAGGAUCUGAACUUCUCCCUGUAGUGGCCAACUACUUGCAAAUUUAUAGCGAAGGUGCAGUACCGCAGCCACAAGGGGGGGCAGCCCAAGUAGUUCAGGGGACGCCAACGCCAGCCCCACAAGAGGCCCCCCUACCCUCAAUUGUGCCACCUUCUUGUUACUCGCUGACCGGGUAUGUGGAGGAUUGGGUUGCUUGCAAUCCGACUUUCAUGAGUGAUGCUUUAAAUGAGAAUAUGAUGGGUCGGGGCUCUUUAGUUCACUCCUCUGGCUUUCCAGCAGCUUCAGGUAGCGGGCCCUCCCUUAACCCUGCUGUGGCCUCUACCCCCUCCUCGUCGUUUUUCCAAGGGGUUGGUUCUGCUUUGGAGGCCGCCGCGGCACCGGCGGAACCCGGGGAGGAAGUUCAGCAGGGGGCCAUUGAGGCUCUAAAUGUCGCUGCGCUUCCCGGUGUUCCUCAGGAUGAGCUGUUUGGAGCCAUGGAGCAAAACCUCGGGACAGCCCGCCCUUCCUCAGGUUCCAGCGGCCCCGCCUGCAGCUCCAAUUCAUCAAGAUAUUGA